Messenger RNA from Diplodia corticola, 639 nucleotides. RefSeq lists its product as uncharacterized. NCBI's taxonomy places the organism in Eukaryota, Fungi, Ascomycota, Dothideomycetes, Botryosphaeriales, Botryosphaeriaceae. The transcript has a single exon. The coding region runs from base 1 to 639 and encodes 212 amino acids. The record is from RefSeq and is a predicted model, not a curated record.
AUGCAUCUCACCACCCUCACCACCACCGCCACCGCUCUUCUCUCCCUCGCGGCGGCGGCACCUGCGCCUGCACCGGCAACGGGCACGCAGCUCUCGCGCCGCGCCUGCACGACGCAAUACCCCACGCACCUCUUCCAGAUCAUGCAGGACGACCCGGAACACAACACGGGCGACCACGGCUACGUAUACACAGCCCAAAGCGUCGACGACGCGACAAAGGCGAAGACACACCAAUGGAUCACAGAACUACAAUUCGCGGGCAUACCCGCCGGCGCGUACGGGUGCAGCGUCGAGCUCUUCUUCGAAGCGGGGUACAACGACGGCGGCGCCAACAACCAGCCCGGCAUCACCACCACGGGCGGCACGCCCGAGAACCCGGUCCGCCUGGACUUCUUCGCCACCGCCGACGGCAGGGACGUCAGUCUGGCGGAUUCGUGGCUGAGCCACCCGGCCGAGGGGGCGAGGGUCGGGACGGCGCAGGUGGUGGCGAGGAGCGACGCGGAUACCCGGGUGACGGUCGUGACGGGGGAGUGCAGGAGCACGCUGAAUUACCUCGUGGAGGUGCAGGGGGAUGGGGCGGGGAGCGUUGGGUUCUUCCAGAGCCCGCCGAAUGGGUUGAGGUUGACGUAUAACUGCUGA